AUGUCUUCCGAGCAAGGCAAUAAAAACAUGGACAUUUGCAAAGUCCAGGAUCCCGACGAUCUGCCGAUGUAUUCCAAAGACGGCUUGUUGGAAGGCUUUUUGAACUUUUUCGCCCACGAUUCCGAUCAAUCCGCGAAUAUAGAUUGCUUAUCGCAUAUUUUUGCCAAUUGCGAGAUGUUCACGGACUUCUACGUGCAGCAGAAGAGUUCGCUGGAGCGGGUGAGCAGCUACUUGAAGAAACUUAGCACGAUCCGAGCGCCCAAGUUCACGCUUGUGGACAAGGCCUACAUCUUCGCCUCCGCCACUGACAUUCUUCAGCAGGUAGUCUCGUCGAUCAAGGACUUUUUCAACGGGGAAAAAGGAGCUGCAGCGUUAAAGAAGACGAUGGAAGAGCAUGUCGACGAAUUAGAAAAAGAAUUCACAUUCUGCCGCGACUGCAAAAUCCGCGAGUUGGAAGAAGAAACGAUUUCGGAAGAGAUGGAACAAAGUUUCAAGAGUUCCAGCGCGAAUAAAAGCAAAAACUCGGGCUGGGGCGCUACUAGUGCCGACAAAAGCAGCUCGAAAUCGAGCUCUGGGUGGGGAAACAGCUCAACUCCGGUGAAGUCGAGCGGUUGGGGUGCUUCUUCCAGUCAGGCGCCGAAGACUUCGACGCCGAACGCGAAAAGCAGUUCCCAAGCGGCUUCUUCUCAGUCCAAAUCCGUCACGUGGGGAGGAGCGUCGAAAAGUAAAGAACCAGCACCACCAGUGGCCGGCUACGGCAAUCUGAUUGGAAAAACACCGACUGGAACUGCCGUCCCCUUCGCCGGAAAAAACGAAAAAGGAUUUUCCUCGAAGAUCAAGAAAUUCGCCAACGUGGUCGAUUUGUCGAACGGGGAGUCGAAGGCGCUGCGGCCGGAAGACGUCAAAGACGGACUCUACUAUUUCCAGUGGCAGUUCUCGCCCGUCACCAGUCGAUUUAAAAGAGACGUGAUCUUCAGCCAGCGGCACCAGUUCUUCGGAAUGCAGUUUUGGAUGAAGUGCGAGCUCGACGGGCAGCUCAAGAUCUCGCUCUCGAAGGGAGCCGCCAUCAAGUGGCAGUACAAGGUCAUUCAGGACGCGCAGCAGAGCGUCUCUGGAGAACACAAGGGAAACUUUUACAGCUGGAAGAAGGUGCUCUGCCAGAACAACUGCGCACUAGAUUCGCAGAAAGUGUAUAUCGACCGCGACGCAGAACUGAUAGAAGUGCAGCUAGUAGUGACGCAUUAUCGCCCCGAGCUCGCUUAG
This is a messenger RNA of Oikopleura dioica, 1263 nucleotides long. The record is from the annotation of a GenBank genome assembly. NCBI's taxonomy places the organism in Eukaryota, Metazoa, Chordata, Appendicularia, Copelata, Oikopleuridae.